AUGAAUGUUUUAAUAUAUUCAGGACCAGGCACCACAGCAGAAAGUGUGAAACAUUGUUUAGAUACAUUGAGAUUACAUUUAUCAUCAUAUUAUGCAGUUAUACCCAUUUCAGAAUUGGUUUUAUUAAAUGAACCAUGGAUGAGAAAAACUUCAAUGUUGGUUAUACCUGGUGGUGCUGAUUUGCCAUAUUGUCGUAUUUUAAAUGGGGAAGGUAAUAAAAAAAUAUCAAAGUUUGUAUCUAAUGGUGGUAAAUUUUUGGGUUUUUGUGCUGGUGGGUAUUAUGCUUCUUCAAGAUGCGAAUUUGAAGUAGGUACAUCAAUGGAAGUUAGUGGUUCAAGAGAAUUACAAUUUUUUCCUGGUAUUUCCAAAGGUUGUGCUUUCAAAGGAUUUGAAUAUGAAUCUCAAAAAGGUGCAAGAAUAUGUAAAUUAACUACAAAUACUGGUCAACAUGUAUAUAAUUAUUAUAAUGGUGGUGGGAUUUUUGCAAAUGCAAGUGAACAUGAUGUUGAAAUUUUAGCAACAUAUGAUGAAAUUACUGAUAUUGAAGAUGAAGAUAGAGCUGCUAUUAUUUAUAGAAAAUAUGGAAAAGGUGAUGUUAUAUUAUCAGGUACUCAUCCCGAAUAUCCAAUUAAAGAUGAUUAUGAAAGGAGGAUAUUUAUGAGAGAAUUAUUGAGGAAAUUAGGGUUGAAGGUCGAAGAAUCAGUGGAGAAAGGGAUACCUAAUAUCACACCAAUGUAUAUAAUGUCUAAUCAACCACUUAAUUUCAAUUUUGACAAUACUAUUAACGAACAUGAUACUUUAGUAUUCAAUUCACAAGAACACGGUCAACAAAUCUUAUUCCCUUCAUAUUAUCCUAAAAUCGUUUCUUUCAAUAUAGAAAAAUAUUUUAAUAAUUUAAAAUCAUCCACAAUUGGUCAGGUUUUUGGAUAUUCUGAAGUUAUAACAAGUACAAAUACAAUACUUGAAAAAAAUCCAACUUUCCUAAAAGAAUUGCCACAUGGUUUUACACUUACAGCAUCUACACAAAUAGCAGGAAAAGGAAGAGGAGGUAAUGUAUGGAUAAAUCCAAAAGGAGUAUUAGCUACUUCAAUUUUAUUCAAAAUUACCGAUUCUUCAAAAAUUGUCACAUUACAAUAUCUUUGUGGAUUAGCACUAAUUGAAGCUAUAUUAAAUUAUGGAGCUGAACCUGGAAAUGGAAUAGGUUAUGAACAAUUACCAAUUAAAUUAAAAUGGCCAAAUGAUAUAUAUAUAUUAAAACCUGAAUAUUUUAAUUCAUUUGAUGAAGUUGUUGAUUUUGUAAAUGGAGAAGAUGAAAAAUGGGUGAAAAUAUCUGGACAAUUAAUAAAUUCACAAUAUUUAAAUAACACUUUUUAUUUAAUUUGGGGUGCUGGUUUAAAUGUAUCAAAUGAAGCACCAACAACAUCAUUAAAUUUAGUAUUAAAAAAAUUAAAUCAAUUAAGAUUAAAAAAUGGAUUAGAUGAAUUACCAUCAUAUGAGAUUGAAAUACUACUUGCUAGAAUUGUAAAUACAGUAGAUAAAUUCUUUUCAGUGUUUAUUAAAUCUGGCUUAGAUCCAUUUUUACCAUUAUAUUAUAAAAGAUGGUUUCAUUCAAAUCAAAAAGUUUUUGUAGAUGGUAAAAAAUGUAUAAUUAAAGGAAUUACAUCAGAUUAUGGGUUAUUAAUAGCUGAAUCUGACGAUAAAACUUUAUAUUUACAACCUGACGGUAAUUCAUUUGAUAUCUUUAAAGGUUUAGUAUAUAAAAAGAAUUAAAUAUAUUUUUUUCUUCUUUAAUGAAAAUUACAAUAACGAACUAUAAAUCAUUUUCUACAUGGCAUUGGUCAAAUGUAACAGAAGAAUUAUGUGGUAUAUGUAGAGUAUCAUUUGAUAGUACUUGUCCUAAUUGUAAAUAUCCUGGUGAUGAUUGUUCAAUUGUUUUAGGUUUAAAUUGUACGCAUAAUUUUCAUUUACAUUGUAUAUUAAAAUGGUUAGAACAAGAUACGAGUAAGGGUUUGUGUCCAAUGUGUAGACAAAUUUUCACAUUCAAACAAGUAACAUCAAAUACUAAAGAAAUACAAGACUUAAGGAAUUUAAUUGAUGGUCAUAAAAUUAUACGAGAAAGACAACAAGAUGAUGAUGAAUUUGAUUAA
This is a messenger RNA of Insectozyma verbasci, 2147 nucleotides long. The record is from the annotation of a GenBank genome assembly. Lineage: Eukaryota; Fungi; Ascomycota; Pichiomycetes; Serinales; Debaryomycetaceae.